Capsicum annuum is the source of this 516-nucleotide messenger RNA. Its product is annotated as protein ACCELERATED CELL DEATH 6. The record is from RefSeq and is a predicted model, not a curated record. Gene Ontology annotation, molecular function: protein phosphatase regulator activity; protein phosphatase 1 binding. The transcript has a single exon. Gene Ontology annotation, cellular component: plasma membrane. The annotation marks the transcript as partial. Lineage: Eukaryota; Viridiplantae; Streptophyta; Magnoliopsida; Solanales; Solanaceae.
GAGAAAUUGGUGCGGGAUUUGUGUAGCAUUGGCCGAUUUGGAAAACGUGACUUAGAGGUAAAGCGGAAGUACGAGUACCAGCCACUGACGAAAGAUGAUCGCGAUAAAGCUAAAAAGGCAUAUCAAACAGCAGUUGAAGGAAUUAUGAAGGUAGCUCAAAUCCAUAUUGUUGUAGCCACUUUAAUAAUGACAGUCACUUUCGCCGCUGGUAUCACAUUGCCAGGAGGUUUUGAGAGCGACCCCGAUAGCCAUAAUAAUGGGAUGGCGAUUCUAACAAGGAAAACAGCAUUUCGUGCAUUUGUUGUUUCCGAUGCCAUUGCUUUCACAUGCUCAGCUGUUCCCAUAUUCAUCUACUUUGUCAUGGCAAAUGUAAGUACAAAGCUUAAACAUAAAGAUAUAGAGAAGCUUUGUAAUCGCGCAAUUAUUUUUCUGUGCAUGUCAAUGUUAGCAGUUGUAAUUGCAUUCGCAACUGGUAUGUUCGCUACUUUAUCACAUUCACUUGGUCUUGCCAUUACG